AGGUCUUUGCUUUUCUAUUGAAAGAGCUUACCAGGAAAAAAAAAAAAAAAAAAAAAACCAACAAAAAAACCCCAAAACAAAACAAACCCAAAACAAAGCAAAGAAAAAACAAAAAAAAAGAGAAGAUUGCCAUCUGUGUUCAAGCCACCUAAACCGUGCAAACCACAGAGAAAACAGCCUUUGACAGGUUCUAGUUAGGCUGGGGUCCUGGGAGCACACACCCACCUCAGCCUACAAAAGGCCCAAAUCUUACUCGUUGGUGCAAACAGAAAACACGGUGUGCGGCGGUGUGACUGCUGGGUGUGACGUCCGGGCUGGCCCCCCUGCACCGACUGUCCUGGUUACGGAGCCCUCUUCAAGACUGAGUAAAGGUCUGGCUGAAGAUGGCAGUUGCAAGCAUAGCCACCCACCCUGGCAUGGCCAGCCUGGAUUACUACAGGAAUGACAGCGCGGUGCUGUCCCUGUACGGAAACCCGGCGAACGACACUGACUUCACGUGCGACAAGAGGCAGGUCAGGCAGUUCGCUCGAGCCUUCCUGCCGGUGCUUUUCUGGCUCAUCUUCUCUGUGGGCACAGUGGGAAACGCCUUGGUCGUGCUCGUCUACUGCAAAUACCGCUUCAGGAGGAGCACGGUGGAUCGGUACCUGCUGCACCUGGCCAUUGCCGACCUGGUCCUCCUCUUCACCCUCCCUUUCUGGGCCAAGGCUGCCUCUGACGGCUGGAUCUUCAAGAACUUCAUGUGCAAAGUCGUCAACAGUGUGUAUAAGAUCAACUUCUACGGCUGCAGCUUGUUCCUAACCUGCAUCAGCUUUGACAGGUACAUCACUAUUGUCCAGGCGAUGAAAGAUAAAACUUCUAAGCGGAGGCGGCUCCUGCGCAGCAAACUCAUAUGCUUGGCUGUCUGGCUGAUGUCCAUGAGCUUGUGCAUCCCAGAAAUCAUGUACAGCCAAAGCACGUGGGUGGGUGACAUGACAGUUUGCAAAAUUACGUACCCACCAAAUGUCAGCAUGCACUUCAGAAUUACAGUCCUGGCCUUGAAAAUCACAAUCGGAUUCUUCCUCCCGCUCCUUGUCAUGGUUAUUUGCUACGCCCUUAUCAUCAACACCCUCCUGCAAGCCAAAAGAUCCCAAAAGCAGAAGUCUCUGAGGAUCAUCACCAUGAUCAUCACCGCUUUCCUCCUCUCUCAGUUCCCAUACAAUAUUGUUUUGCUGGUCAAAGCCAUCAACGCCUACGCCGGGGCGGCGUUCAGCUGUCAGGCUGCCGACCAGCUGGACAUCGGGCUGCAGGUCACCCAGAGCAUCGCCUUCCUCCACAGCUGCCUCAACCCCUUCCUCUACGUCUUUGCCGGCGAGCGGUUCAGGGCGGCUCUGGGCAGGAUGCUGCAGAGCGGCGGCUGCUGCCGGAGCGGGGGCCCAGAGCACUGCUCCUCCGCCUGCAACAGCCAGGAGCACAGCUCAAACCGGUCCAUUGCCAUGCUGGGCAGGCGGCGGGUGAGGAGCUCCCUGACCCUCAGCACCCACUUGACCUCCUCCGUUACACCCCCGCCUUGCCAAGUCCUCUUGUAAGUUAGUCCUUCCCCGCUCCCCGCCGGAGGAGGACCAAACUCUUUGGAAACCCUCUAUGUACCCCAAAGACUGUCCCAGAGGAGCGGGGAGGGCCGGGAGCUCCUUGCACAACCCCGUCCUCACGGUGCGGGGCCCAACCGGGGCUCACUGCCUGAAAGGAAGGGAAACCCUUGGCACAGGGCAGCAAAACGGAGCCAUACUUGUAAGCAGAACCGAUAGAGGACAAAAGCUAUCUUUGCAGCAGCUGUAAAUACCCGGCCCAUCUGCGGCUCAGACCACAGCCUGAAAUAACAAGCCUCGCAGGGAGGCGAUAAACCCAGCUACGGCAGCAACAGGGGCAGAUGGAGGAGGAUGAACCACCCGUCCCGUCCAUAGGAAGCAGCAGGAGGGGGCUCAGCCUUCGUUUGCUGGCCAGCCAGGGCCUGCUGCGGAGGUGGCCAGACUCGGGAACGCUGCCCGCUCCCACACCAGUAAAGGAGAACAGCCCUUAGCUCCUACACUGGCUCAUUGCAGCAGGCAAAUGCUGCGCUUUGUGCCUCUGCAGAUGCAACUCUGUUUUGCUGCACAGGUGGUUCUUGCAAAGGAAAGCCAGUCAUUCGUGUUCAUAAAGUAGCUGUUGCAGAAUUAGAUCUACCUUUCUCCUAUAUUUUAGCUGUGUGAUGUAAGCUGAAACUGGGUACAAUUUAUUUGCUGUGGCUCCGAGUUUGAUACUAGAAAAAAAGCAAAAAUCACACCUUGCAGGCAAAAUUCAAGGGCGUCAGAGAUGCCGAGUUGUCUGUCCUGGGGACAUUUGCUGGGGCAAAGCUGUAGUAAACCAGAACUCAAAACACCAAACCCAUGGUUCAACAGACGGCUGGCUAUGCGCUGAUACCUUUGCUAACGGUGAGAAAAUAUAUUUAGCCUGGGGCCAGUAAGACAGAGAGUAAUUAAGCGCCAAACCUAACGUUAAUGAAAUUUGGAUGGAGAGUUCAGGUUGGGGGGAGGCUGCGGUUCCCAAAAGCACCAUGCUGCAACGCACCCUGCAAUUUCUGUAGGGCUUUCUGGUGCGGGUGCUGGUGCCCGAGGCUGCAGGGCACCGCGUGGCCGCUCCCCUCGCUCAUCCCCUCCCGGGGACCCGGCCUCGCCUCUCCUGCUCAAGCAACUGCAACUGCCGUGCUCAGGAGGCUUUCUUUUAAAUAGUCACAUUUAACCCCGUUUGCUUCCUGGCAAUUAUUUCUUGCAGGAAGAAAGAGUUUUCAUUGUGUAUUAAUCAUUAAAGUGUGUCGAUAAACAGAAGCUUUCUGCAAGGUUUAGCUAAGAUGGGGUUCUACUUUCCUAUAUGUUUAUUAGAACCUUUUAAACUUUUUUUUGCCUUUUCCUUAUGCAAAAAAAUGGUCAAAGAUAUAUGUGGUUUUUUGCUACAUGUGUAUGAAGGGUUCGGGGUUUUUUGCGAUUUGUGUCGAGCUCAAUACGAAUGGAAGCUGCAAUUCUGUUAAAUAAAGGCGCUGCCACGUA
Molecule: messenger RNA, 3059 nt
Organism: Tyto alba (common barn owl)
Lineage: Eukaryota; Metazoa; Chordata; Aves; Strigiformes; Tytonidae
Gene: CCR9
Product: C-C motif chemokine receptor 9
Exons: 3
Coding region: 384-1565 (393 amino acids)
Biological process (GO): immune response; G protein-coupled receptor signaling pathway; chemotaxis
Cellular component (GO): membrane
Molecular function (GO): chemokine receptor activity; scavenger receptor activity; chemokine binding
Source: RefSeq, a predicted model, not a curated record